AUGAAUCAAUAAAUAUAAUGUAACGAUAAAAAUACACUGCCCCAGUGUCCACUGCCUCAUAUCUCGCGUUGUUUCCAAUUCAUUCGGUUAAACAUGUCCGAGCCUAAAGUGUGGUCUCGUUUUUCUGCAAAAUCUAAGGAUGGAAAAGUGUUAAAAUUUCGCAUAGAAGCCAUGACGGAUGACAGAAAAGAGGAUUUGAUGAAUUUGUUAAUGACUUAUUUUGUACCCGAAGAGUCGAUGCACAGAGGUCCAGGUAUACCCAAAAGUCCCGAAGCAAUGGCAGAAAUACUAGAAGUUUAUAAGGAUCUUUGGAGUGUAAAAUCAAAUCAAAAUUUAACUAUUUGUGUGUCCGACGAUGAAACUGAAUCUAGAAGUGAAUUACUUGGCGCAUCGUUGAUAGCUUUGGAAACGAGAGAAGAAGAAAAAACACAUUACAACCCGAUCACCGAAGUCAUCAAAAAAUCUAUCAAAGUAUACACAUGUCUGGCAACGAAAUACAAUGUUUUUGAAAAACACGAUUUGGAUGAAUUUUAUAAUGGGAGAGGAGUUGUGGUUCAUCCAAAAUGUAGAGGUCUUGGUAUCGCUCAAGAGUUCCUUAGAGUGAGACGACUAGUGUGCAAAGAACAUAGUAUCCCAAUGACUGGAGCAUGGAUGACAUCAUUUGGAACACAGAAGGCAGCCAUCCGAGAUAACUGGGAAACCGUAUUCGAGAUAAAUACCGAAGAUUUCGGGAAGGAAGUAGGAGUUAAAUUUGAAAAUGUACCACCGACUUUUCUGUAUAUGAUCGGUAGAUGCGAAUGAAUAGUUUUAGUUUCUUCAUAAAUUGUAAAGUAAAAGAAACAACUUAAGUAAAUAAUGUCUUAAAAGUAACUACAACACAAAUGACGAAUAGUUAAUGCUAUAAACGCCUCAUUGAGACUAUCGUCGAAUAAUUCGUUCAGUUCACGAAUAUAUGACUAUGAAUUAUGAGUAAUGAAUAUACCCAACUAAGCUGUUUAGACAUUCGUGCUCGUGUAUAUUCGACUGUACUCGACAAGUAUCUUUAUCAGAUGUAAAAGAAAAAAAAUCCAGAAACCAAACCUCAUAAUUAUUUAUAAAAAAAGAUUAUAAUCGUUACUGUCAAAGAUGAAAUUAGCCCUUAAUGGUAAAAGAUUUUUGUAAUUAUUAUCAUGCUAUCAAAAAUAAAAUUUAAUUAAAUUAUAUUUUAUUUGCAUUAAAUAAAUCAUGGGCAGGA
Messenger RNA from Manduca sexta (tobacco hornworm), 1234 nucleotides. RefSeq lists its product as uncharacterized. The coding region runs from base 94 to 801 and encodes 235 amino acids. The record is from RefSeq and is a predicted model, not a curated record. The transcript is spliced from 4 exons. Lineage: Eukaryota; Metazoa; Arthropoda; Insecta; Lepidoptera; Sphingidae.